Molecule: messenger RNA, 2058 nt
Organism: Cucurbita pepo subsp. pepo (vegetable marrow)
Lineage: Eukaryota; Viridiplantae; Streptophyta; Magnoliopsida; Cucurbitales; Cucurbitaceae
Source: RefSeq, a predicted model, not a curated record
GGAAGAAGAAGGAAAGGUCUAGCGUCUGGACCUAAAAAUCUCUUCCCCGCUUCUAAUCCAACCAAUCCCCUUUCCUUCCUUCUCUCUAAUUCCAAAAAAUAGGGCUAAUUUUUUCCCUUAACAAACCCCUCUGUUAGUUAUCUUCCCCCUUCCCCCCUCCUUCUCCCACUGCAUUUCGCAAAACCCUAGUUUCUCCUUCUUCUUCUUCUUCUUCUUCUUCUUCAUCACUGUUUAUACAUACCCUAGACCUUUUCUCUGUCUCGUCUUUGCUGUUAGUUUCUUUGAUUCUUUGAUUCUUUGAUUCUUUCUGUACUUUGUUACAAUGUCAGUCUCUGGUGGGGUUUCGAUUGCCCGAAUCCGUGGCGAGAAUCGUUUCUAUCAUCCCCCUGCGAUGCGGCGUCGUUUGCAGCAGCAGCAGCAACAGCAACAACAGCAGCAGCAACAGCAGCAACAGCAGCAGAAGCAGAGCGCUUUGGAUUCUAAGGACGUUGUGGCGGCUGCUUCUGCUAGGAUCGAUGACUUGGAGAAGAGGAGUGAGUUUGAUGAGUGUCGUUCUUGGUCCACUCGCUCUGAUUGUUCUGUUUCGGAUCGUGGACUUGCUGAUUCUACUAAUUUGGAUCGCUUCUUGGAGUACACUACUCCCCUUGUUUUGGCUCAUUGUAUUCCGAAGACGAGGCUGAAGGGAUGGAGAACUCGUGAAGUCUCAGAGGCACCUCCUUGUUUUGUGCUCGGGGAUCUUUGGGAAUCUUACAAGGAAUGGAGUGCAUACGGAGCUGGUAUACCUCUAUUGUUAAAUGGUAGUGACUCAGUAGUACAGUACUAUGUUCCAUAUCUGUCCGGCAUUCAACUCUAUAUCUAUCCAUCAAAGUCCUCUGCCCUAAGUAGAAGGCGUGGUACAGAUAGUGAUGCUGAGUCUUCAAAGGAAACAAGUAGUGAUGGAAGCAGUAAUUGUGGGGCAGAAAAAAAAACCAAGGCCAAUCUUCAGGAUGAGUGUAUUCAGGACUCAAGUAUUUCAGGGUCACAGAGAGCUCUUCAAAUGAAUACACCUUCUGCCGAGUCAUCGAGUGAUGAAAGUGACUCUUGCUACCAUCAUGGUCAGCUUGUAUUUGAAUACAUGGAGCGUGAUCCACCAUUUUGUCGCGAACCAUUAACCGAUAAGAUCACUAUCCUUGCAUCCCGUUUUCCUGAAUUAAAGACAUAUAGGAGCUGUGAUUUAUCUCCUUCCAGUUGGAUUUCUGUGGCAUGGUAUCCCAUUUAUCGGAUUCCCACGGGUCCAACUCUACAAAGUCUUGAUGCUUGUUUCUUGACCUUCCACAAUCUGUCAACAGCAUUGCAAGGCAUCAGGUCUGAUGGUUUGCAAUUCCAAUGGCCAAGAGUUAGAGAGGUGUACACUGCGGAUUGCCCUCUCAAACUGCAGUUGCCAAUAUUUGGACUUGCUUCCUAUAAGUUCAAACUUCCUUUUUGGAAUUCGACUGGUACCGAGGAAUGUUCGAAGGCUCAAUCUUUGUGGCAAGAUGCUGAAAACUGGCUUAGGUUAUUAAACGUGAACCAUCCUGAUUACAGAUUUUUCUCAUCUCAUAGCUCAUUCGGGAGAUGAUAAGGAAGGAUUAAUGUGAGGGGAUUUAAGUCCAAAGAAACUCUCUUCUCCUGAAUGUUGUGAAAGUUUAUAUGGCAUCUUUGAGGGUUUUUUUUUUUCUUUUUCUUUUUCUUUUUUGAAUUUCUACUUGACCAUAUAAAGGGUUUUGUACAGGGAGAAUGAUGUUGAUAGUAACAUUGCGGUUGAAAUGGGGAUUGGCUUUAGGAUAGUUGUUAUUCUGGGAACGUCAAUCCCCUAUGGUAUUAGUCUAUUCUUCCAUGUGUUGAGAAAUGAGUGAUGAUUCGGAAUAUGGGUGGUUGUGGACAGUGGAGAAACUGCUGUCAAGAACAACACCUCCAUUCUUUUUUUUUCUUCUUUUUUUUUUUCUUUUUUUUUUUUUAACUUUAAAUUGUGGGUUAGAUUUGUAACUUCCACUGGCUCCAUUAUAAUGAUGAAAAGUAUAUCUAGUAUGUUAACUACAA